Messenger RNA from Lathyrus oleraceus (garden pea), 726 nucleotides. RefSeq lists its product as uncharacterized. NCBI's taxonomy places the organism in Eukaryota, Viridiplantae, Streptophyta, Magnoliopsida, Fabales, Fabaceae. The record is from RefSeq and is a predicted model, not a curated record. The transcript has 3 exons. The coding region runs from base 1 to 726 and encodes 241 amino acids. Gene Ontology annotation, molecular function: zinc ion binding; nucleic acid binding.
AUGGGAGAUCGUUUAGAGUCAACUUCCAAAAGUAGACCAAACAAAGAGGUAACCUGCUAUGAAUAUAAAGAACCAGGACACUACAGAAAUGAAUGUCCAAAGCUCAAGAAAGAUAGUUCCAGAAAAGAAGGAUCCAAUAAAAACUCCUUCAAAACUAAGAAGGGGCUCCUGGAAACCUGGGAUGACUCUAAAUCUAACGCCUCAGAAACAGACUCUAAAGAGGAACAGGUAAAUGUUGCAUUCAUAGAUACCAUAUCUGGAAGUUCAUCCGAAAGAGAAUCUGACUCUGAAGAGUCAGAUCCAAGGGAAUCUCACUUAACUGCUGUUAAGAGAAUACUAAGGUAUCUUAAAGGAACACCUAACUUAGGCCUGAUGUAUAAGAAAACAUCAAAGUAUAGGCUUUCUGGGUAUUAUGAUGCAGAUUACGAUGGAGACAGAUUGGAAUGCAAAAGCACAUAUGGGAACUGUCAGUUUCUAGGAGGAAACUUCAUCCCAUGGGCUAGAAAAAGGCAAGCUGAGGAGAGGAUAAAGGCUCAUUUGGUUAGAGAAGUUGAAGAGAAAGCAUGCCAUAAAGCUGAAGAAAAGGCAAGAUUGGAAGCUGAAGAGAAAGCGAGAAAGGAAGUUGAAGAAAAAGCUGUUGAAGUUGAAGCUAAAGCCAAGGUUGAUGCUGAAGAAGCAGCAUGUAUGCUACAGAAGAAGCUGCUAAGGCAAAAGAAGUUGAUCUGA